AUCAAGUUUUACAGGUUCCUUGAAAAAAAAAAAAAAAAAAGAGGGAGAGAGAGCGAGAGAGAGAGAGAGAGAGAAAAGUUUGGUCAUGGAUAGGGAAUGAGUGAUCAAAGCUGAGCCAAAGCUUCCUGUUACACCAGGACUAUAUAUAUAUCGUGUCUUUAAUGUUGGGGGAUGCGAGCAGGCUGCUAGGAGACUGGAGCGCUAGCUGACUGCCUGCCUGAUUUCCCAGCUCGCUCGCUGAGGUUUCUUCCACCGACCACAAUGAACAAGUUCCUGUGCUGCACGCUUGUGCUCUUGGAUAUUUCUGUUAAGUGGACUGUCCAGGAUAUCUCUCCCCCAAAGUAUCUCCAUUACGACCCAGGAACAGCUCGUGAGCUCAUGUGUGACCAGUGCCCUCCUGGAGCCUACGUAAAGCAGCCCUGUACAGCUACCAGCAAGACACAAUGUGCUCCGUGUCCGGACCAGUACUAUGCUGAAGACUGGAACAGCAACGAUGAAUGCCAAUACUGCAAUGCUGUUUGUAAAGAAUUGCAGUAUGUUAAGCAAGAAUGCACGAGCACACAGAACCGCAUCUGCGAGUGCAUCAAAGGGAGAUACCUUGAGCUAGAGUUUUGCUUAAAGCACACGGAGUGUUCUCCCGGGUUUGGUGUUGCACAGCCAGGUACCCCUGAGAGUGACACCGUAUGUAGGAGAUGUCCAGAAGGAUUUUUCUCGAAUGAAACAUCGUCCAAAGCAGCUUGUCAAAAGCACACAAACUGUAGUGCACUGGGUUUGAAAAUAGCACUAAAGGGAAAUGCAGUUCGUGACAACGUGUGCCAGGAAAAUACAGAUACAUCAGCUCAAAAAUGUGGCAUAGAUGUAACCCUGUGCGAGGAGGCUAUGUUUAGGUUUGCUGUUCCUAAUCAGCUCACACCUAACUGGCUGAACAUACUGGCAGACAGUUUGCCUGGGACCAAGGUUAACACAGAAAAUAUAGAAAGGAUUAAACAAAGGCACAGUUCUCAAGAGCAGACCUUCCAACUCUUGAAAUUGUGGAAGCAGCAAAACAAAGAGCAAGAUAUGGUCAAGAAGAUUAUCCAAGAUAUCGAUCUUUGUGAAAAUAGUGUCUUAAAACAUAUUGGCCACCCUAAUCUCACCUUUGAACAUCUCAACACACUGAUGGCAAGCUUACCAGGCAAGAAAGUGGGAAAAGAAGAUGUCGAGCGCACAAUGAAACUGUGUCAACCCACAGAACAAAUUCUGAAGCUUCUCAAUCUGUGGAGAAUAAAGAAUGGAGACCAAGACACCAUUAAGGGUUUAAUGUAUGGACUGAAGCACUUGAAAACAUACCACUUUCCAAAAACAACCAUUCAAAGUCUGAAGAAGGUGAUAAAGUUUCUUCACAGGUUUACAAUGUAUAGAUUAUACCAGAAACUGUUUUUAGAAAUGAUAGGGAACCAAGUUAAAUCAGUGAAAGUAAGAUGUGUCUAAUUCAAGAUACUUUUCAUUCUCCACUGACUAUUUUUCCCUAAUUACUGCCAGCAGUAAUUAAACUGGAACAUUGUUUCC
Molecule: messenger RNA, 1548 nt
Organism: Struthio camelus australis
Lineage: Eukaryota; Metazoa; Chordata; Aves; Struthioniformes; Struthionidae
Gene: TNFRSF11B
Product: TNF receptor superfamily member 11b
Biological process (GO): signal transduction
Molecular function (GO): protein binding
Source: RefSeq, a predicted model, not a curated record